GGAGGGGUUUCGACGGAACGGAGAAGGCACCCCUGAACAGCGGGAGAGCGGCUCAGUGCAUCAUCCACAAGGCUUGGGAUGAGCUUUGUGACUGCCUGUUGUUGUUGUUUUUGCUCCGGCCUCUGACCUGGAUGAAUUGGAGGAAUCCCGCCUCCUCGCCCACCACCCCCCGGUCCCAGCCUCCCGGUUUCUGGGUUAACCAGCUGAACCACAACAUUCUCCUGCGGCCAACGAUCCUCUUCCAUUUGCCAUUUUGCGUCACCACCAAAUCUUUGACUUGGGGCAGGCAAGCUGCGCUCAUCGCCGCCCGCCAUAUUUUGCAUUUUAUUUUCGUCGUCGGUUUAUUUCCAUUUGGUGAUUGCAUCGACAAUCCCACCGUUCCGCUUGGCUGGUCAAACCAGCGAAGCCAGCCAGCUUGUCAUCGAACAAUCGCAACUGCCAGCACAACACCAUGGCGCCUGCAAUUAUCAACAACCUCCUCGGCCGAUCCGAUGUCGCAUCACUCGGUCCCCUGGCAGCGCGCGCAGUACUGCUCGGCCGAGACCCGUCUGAGCAACAUCACGACCCGGACGAGGGCGCGCUGCAUCCCCAGGAUAUCAACAAUAAUGCUGUCUUUGCCGUUUUUGCCCUUCUCGGCGUCGCCUUUGUCCUAGUCGGCAUCUGGUUCUUCUUUUGGGCGAAGAACGGUGGCUUCUAUUUCAAGGAAAAUGAUUGGGACGACUACAAAUCCACAGUCCUCCGGCGCAAGGGCCCUAACGGCACCAUUUAUUCCGAUGCGACACCGAGUACUAUCCUCGGCGGCGGUAGUGUUUACAAGGACGUCGACGAUCACACGACUACAACAGGUGACGACCUGACCACCGUAGUAAGCGCGACUACGGGCAUUACUGGUAUCACUGGCGGCGUCUCGGACUUCUCUGGCCGUGAAAAGCGUCGCAAGAAGCGCGAGCAAAAGGAGCGCGAGAAGGAACGCCGCCGUGAGGAGAAGGCCCGCGAGAAGGAAGAGCGCAAGAAAGCCCGCCGCAAGGUUGAUGGUGGUGUCAUCGUCGACGAGGAUGCCGAGGCCGAAGCACAGGAACACCUACGCAACUACCGCCAUGAGAAGUCUGCCCGUGUGGGCGGUAUUAACCGCGACGCGGAUGGUUCCAACUGGGACGGCUCCACGAACCCGAGUUGGUCAACCAUGAGCCCCAGUCACGCCGACGGCGCUACCGACACAGGCAGCACUGUAACAUCCGAGCUAAUUAACAACCGCGAACGCACCCCCACUACCACGCCCACCAAGAAGGAUGCUAGCGAGCGCCCCGGAGGCCGCAUCCGCAAGGUCUACUCUACGGCCGACAAGAACGCGACGCGCGAAAACGAGCGCAUCCGCGCCGAGGCCCGCCGUCUGCAAGAGAAGGGCCGCGCGGCGGCAGCGGCCUCGUCGAGGGUCAAGCGCGACUUCAGCUUCACCCACGGUGCCGACGAGACCAUGGCGCUGCGGAGCAUCGAGGAGGCGCCCGCCGAGACCGUCGUCAGCGGGUCGUACGCCUCGGAGAGCACCAACGACCACGCCGCGAGGGAGAAGCGCACCCGCUCUCGCUCGCGCGCGCGCCCUAGGAGCGGCGCUCCUCCUCCCGCCUCCACGGCCCCGACCGAGGACUCGCGCGGCGUCCCGGGCAGCUGGGUCGAGAGCGAGGUCGGCGCCCCGAGCGACGCCGGCACCAAGGUCUACACCCACUCCCACCACAUCCCCACCGGUAGCUCGGUGACGGGCACGUCGGUCAGUGACUACGCGUAUGCCGAGGACAAGAGGAAGAAGAGGGGUGGUGCGGGGGCGAGGAGGAACCGGGAUAGUGCUGCGUGAGCACGUGUUCGGGGGGCGGGUUUAUGGUGUGAAGAUGGUUGAUGACAUGCAGGGUUGCGGGCUGACGACGGGAUGUGAAUGGCACGGAACGAAGGGUUAUCAUUAUUAUGUGGGCGUUUGUGGCAACGGCCAGUUGUGCUUGGGUGGAUCAUGUCGGCCAAGGAUUUCUCAUGUAGAGUAUGAUACGGAUAAGCGAGCUGGACGGCGGAUGGCUUGAUUGAUUUAGCUACGGUACAAAUCACAUAUAUUUCUCAUGUC
Molecule: messenger RNA, 2107 nt
Organism: Chaetomium fimeti
Lineage: Eukaryota; Fungi; Ascomycota; Sordariomycetes; Sordariales; Chaetomiaceae
Exons: 1
Coding region: 452-1849 (465 amino acids)
Source: RefSeq, a predicted model, not a curated record